Molecule: messenger RNA, 1806 nt
Organism: Melitaea cinxia (Glanville fritillary)
Lineage: Eukaryota; Metazoa; Arthropoda; Insecta; Lepidoptera; Nymphalidae
Gene: lqf
Product: epsin-1
Exons: 9
Coding region: 166-1806 (546 amino acids)
Biological process (GO): endocytosis
Cellular component (GO): plasma membrane; clathrin vesicle coat; endosome
Molecular function (GO): clathrin binding; phospholipid binding
Source: RefSeq, a predicted model, not a curated record
UCAAAAAGUGUUUUGUUUGAAUGUUAAUUUGUACAAAAUUGUUAAGUAAAUCGAGUAAUAAAGUGUUGUGGUACGUGAUAAUAGUAUAAUGUGUGAUAUAUGUUUACUUUGAUAAGUCUGAAUUAGGGAAUCAAUUUGUUUUUAGUGCCAUCGCAUAUAUAUUUGAUGCCCCGCGCCCGGGAAGAAAUGCAAGUAAACGUGGCGGGCCUAAGGAGAAAUAUUAAAAACCUCGCGCACAACUACUCAGAUGCCCAGGUAAAAGUGCGCGAGGCGACAUCAAACGAUCCAUGGGGCCCAUCAAGCACGCUUAUGGCGGAGAUCGCCGAUCUCACGUACAACGUGAUGGCGUUCACCGAAAUAAUGCAGAUGAUAUGGAAGCGUCUCAACGACCACGGCAAGAAUUGGAGACACGUUUACAAAGCCCUGGUGCUGAUGGAGUAUCUCAUCAAGACGGGCAGUGAAAAGGUCGCGAUGCAGUGUAAAGAAAAUAUAUUCGCGAUACACACGCUCAAGGACUUUCAGUACAUGGAAGAGGGGAAGGAUCAAGGUCUGAAUGUCCGAGAAAAGGCGAAACAACUAGUGAAUCUUCUAAAGGACGAAGAGCGUCUAAAGAACGAAAGGGCGAGGGCUUUGAAAGCGAAGCAAAGGUUCGCGCAAAGCGCCAGCGCCUUCGGUAGCGAUGGAGCCCUCGACACACCCUCCAGCCCUACCUACCCUACGGUGAGUAACGAGCUGAGCAAUAGCGAACCAGCGGAGUGGUCAGGUCGAGACGCAGAGCUGGCGAGACCGCUCACUGCUGGGGAAGAAGAACUGCAGCUACAGCUGGCUCUAGCCAUGUCAAGAGAGGAGGCAGAGAGAGAAGAGAGACGGAGGAGGUCUGACGAUGUUCGCCUGCAGCUGGCUAUUAGCCAGUCUCAGAACGAUUUCCAAACAACGGGUGUGGAAGCCAAGAAAUCCGAGCAACAGUCCCAUUUGUUAGACUUGCUGGAUGUAAAUCUAUCCCCAGCCGCCCCUGCAGCUCCGGCCGCCACUGGAGUCCCUCUCGGAGGACCCCUUGGAGCCACCGGUGCACCCCUAGACCCAUGGGGCUUACCAUCACCACCAACCCAUGCCCAACGACCACCGCCCCAGGAUACAUCUCCAGAUGCGUGGUCUUCGGUAACCAGUCCGGCACGAGACCCCUGGGCUCCUGCUGCUGCUCCCCUGGCCGACCCCUGGGCACCUGUGCAAAGCAAAUCUCCAUUGUCGCUGCUAUCAUCGCCUUCGUCUUCUGAGCUGGAACAGUUCGACGCCUUGUCCCAACGUCAGAAGGCCCCCGAGUCGGACCCAUUCGACCUGUCCGCCUUAGGCGACGAGCUGGCCCCGAAGCCGGCGUCCCCGAGCGCGGCGGGCGGCGUGAAGAAGUCCCCGUCCACGUUCCUGGGGGAGAACUCGUCGCUGGUGAACCUGGAGCGCCUGCUGCAGCCCGCCGCGCCCGAGCCGCCCGCGCCCAACCCCUUCGCGCACGAGCGCGCGCCGCCGCCCGUGCGUACACUAACCCACUACCCGACCGAGCCCCACAAACCCACCGAUCCCCACUUCCCCACCGAGCCCCACUACCACACCGAGCCUCACUACCCCACCGAGCCCCACUACCACACCGAGAUCCACUACCACACAGAGACCCACUACCACACAGAUCCCCACUACCACACAGAGCCCCACUACCACACAGAGCCCGCACUACCACACCGAGGCCCACUUCGCUGCCGAGCACCACUACCCCGCACUGAACCUCAUUAUCCCGACCGCCUUCCGUACCUAUAG